AUGUCGCUAUCGCACCCGGCCCUCACCUCUCAUGUGGAUGAGAGCCUCUUUGGAACCCCAAAACAGGUGGGCCAUAUGUCAGCCAUUUCUUUGAUCUGCAUUAGAUAAAACACAUAGCAGUAAGAUGUGACAAUUGAACUGUACAAAGUCUGUGUGUGUGUGUGUGUGAGAGAGAGAGAGAAAUAGAGAAUUGGUGUAAAUGUAUGUUGAAUUUGUUCACUCAAGGCACUGUCAGCCUGCGAUGUCAAGGACACUGAGAUGGGUGGCCAUUUCAGACCCUGGUGCCAGUCCAGGUCUGCUCCAAGUCAGAAGACUCAGAAACCAGAGACAGUUCGCAUAAUCACAAAGGACCUCAUCCGAGACCUGAACAAGUAUCAGUCAAUACCUCAAUUUCUCAUUCGGUUACUUGAUGUGAUCAUCAAGUCUAAUGCUUUGUGAACAUACCAGUACUACACUUGGCAGUGUUUAUUACUGUUUACUUAUUAUAAAAGAGAAUGCUAUCCAGUUCCAUAAACCGACAUUGCACCAAUAAACAUAUCCCACAAUCACAUUUUACAAGUGGUGGUGAAUUACAAAAUAAAAACAAAUCAUGCUGUCAUUUUGCCACGAUCCCAAGUAAGGAUCCGUCUGGGCUGUCUGUCAUCGUCCGCCCAACUGUGAUCAAGUGGAUCGCAACAGCUUCUUGGGUUUCAACCAAGGAGCAGGAGUCCACGUUGGAAGCCCAGAGGAGGGAGAGAGAAGCAGCUAUGGUGAGAAAGGACGAAUGUACCUGAUGAAUUUGUAAGCAACCUUUGCCACAUGAAAGCUGGGUGACUAACAGCAGUACAGGGUCCCAGCUACAGCACUACACCCUUGUGGAGAUGUAACAGCAAUACAUCAAACUAACCUCUGCACUGUUCCAAUGUUGCUGUUUUUCCUGACCAGGAUGCUGCUGAGGAUAGGAAGGCCCAUAUCCGCCAGGCUGACCUGUCUCGUCAGAAGAACCAGGGCCUAAGUGAGCUGGAGGCCGAGGCCAAGGAAAGAGCUCAGUACCUGUGGAGAGGGCCAACACCAUGAGGAUGGAGUAGGAGGACGAGGUCAAGAAACUCAAUGAGGUACAGCAAGAGAAUCAACCGGUCACUCUCUCAUUGCUCACUCUCUCUUUACUUCACUACUCUUUGUUAUUUGUUUUAUCUCAGCUUCAGUCCCAACAUCACUGCAAUAUCACACAUUUCCCCAGUUAUUCUACCCAUGCCCUGUCCAGACUCUUCCAUCUCUGUGUCCUUGUGCGUGUCGUGUAUGGUACCUUAUUGUUGUGGCCAGUUGAUCCUGGAUGCACAGUGCCACGCGGUGAGGGAUGCCCAGAUCCUGGAGAGGCAGCAGACCCUGGCUGAGCUGCAGGAGGAAGAGAGGCGUCUGGAUGCCAUGAUGGAGGUGGACCGCAGGAGAGCCCUGGAGGCCCAGGAGCAGAUCGACGAGCUGCGCAAACACCAGAGGAUCCAGUGAGGGCACACAUGCUCACACACACAUACACACCAACACAAUGGCCCAUUUAAAGCCAAAUACACUACAUCUCUCUUCCAAACUGUAACGCCUCAGCUGUCUUCCCUGUGUGUGUCUAUAGGGGAAAGCAGCUGAUUAUAAACCAGAUUGAGGAGCGUCUGGAGGACAGGAUGCUGCAGAAUGAGAUGAAGGAGCAGGAGGGCCAGCAGAUGCUGGAGAACCUGGAGAAGAUGCAGAUGGAUGAGCUGGAGGUAUUAUUAGUUAGAGACAAGUCUCCUUGUACAGUACAACAUUCUUAUAGCCAGGCUAAUGUAUUUCCACUUUGAAUUUCAGUUAGAAAUUACUCAUGAAUUAGCCUGGUCUCAGAUCUGUUUGUACUCUUGCAACUCUUGCAUAUCAUUAAUGAAUGAAUCGUAAUGCAGUUAGGCAUAACGAAUAAUAAACAACAUAAUGGUGUGGUUGUGAUGAGGUGGUGUUGAAGGUGUCAGGCGUAGGAGGGUAAAUCACAGAAUAACAGGCUUUAAUCGGCAAAAUACAGGUUUACGCAGAAAUGCGUCAAACACACUCCAGGGCACAAAACAGGCGCACUGGAAAAUACAAGGCACACGGGAAAUACUCCCUUCGAUACAAAAUACACGAGCACCACCGAGCUUCACUAACCUCCACAAUAAACAAUCACCCACACAGACAAGGAAGCAGAGGGAACACUUAUACAAUGAGUAAUGAGGGAAUAAGGACCAGGUGUGUGUGAUUGAAGACAAGACAAAUUGAGUGAUGAUAAAUGGAUCGGCAGUAGCUAGUAAGCCGGUGACGCUGAACGCCGAAAUCUGCCCCAACAAGGAGGGGAGGCAGCCUCGGCGGAAGUCAUGACAGUAACCCCCCCCUUGAUGCUGGCCUCGGGAACGGCCAGGAGGACGCGGAGCAGGGCGAGCCGGAUGUUGACGGUGGAAAUCCCGUAACAUGGAGGGAUCGAGGAUAUCCCUCACCGGGACCCAGCACCGUUGCUCCGGACCGUAACCCUCCCACUCCACGAGGUACUGAAGGCCCCCCACCCGACGCCUCGAAUCCAGGAUGGAACGGACAGAGUACGCCGGAGGCCCCCUCGAUGUCCAGAGGAGGUGGAGGGACCUCCCGCACCUCAGACUCCUGGAGCAGACCAGCUACCACCGGCCUGAGGAGAGACACAUGAAACGAGGGGUUAAUACGGUAAUCAGGGGGAAGUAAUAACCUAUAAGUGACCUCGUUGACUCUCCUCAGGACUUUGAACAGCCCCACAAACCACGGGCUCAGCUUCCGGCAGGGCAGGCGGAGGAGCAGAUUCCGGGUCGAGAGCCAGACCCGAUCCCCCGGUACAAAGACGGGGGCCUCACUGUGGUGGCGGUCAGCGUUGGCCUUCUGACGACGCACGGUGCGUUGGAGGUGAACGUGGGCAGCAUCCCACGUCUCCUCCUCGCACCCGAAACCAGUCAUCCACCACAGGAGCCUCGGUCUGGCUCUGGUGCCACGGUGCCAGAACCGGUUGGUAACCUAGAACACACUGGAAAGCCGUUAGGUUAGUGGAGGAGUGGCGGAGAGAGUUCUGGGCAUAUUCUGCCCAUGGCAAGAACACCGACCACUCCCCCAGCCGGUCCUGGCAGUAGGACCGCAGGAACCUACCCACGUCCUGAUUUACCCGUUCCACCUGCCCAUUACUCUUGGGGUGGAACCCAGAGGUCAGGCUGACCGAGACCCCCAGAUGUUCCACUGAAAACACUGCUACUCCUGCUGCUCUCUCCUCGUCUGACCAUGUGUUCUCGCAUACCCCGAGAGCAUCUGGUCAGCGGGGUGGUGGCACAGGAAUCCUCAUCUCUCCCAAGUGGACAUUCUCAAUUUUUCCCCUGACCCAUCUGUCUAUCUCCUCAUUUGAAUUACAUGCUGUCACAGUCACUAGCCCAUUUAAGCUUAAUAUCCUUGUCAUCUAUCGCCCUCCAGGUUCCCUUGGAGAGUUCAUCAAUGAGCUUGACGCCUUGAUAAGUUCUUUCCUGAGGAUGGCUCACCCCUCACAGUUCUGGGGGAUUUCAACCUCCCUACGUCUACAUUUGACUAAUUUCUCUCUGCCUCCUUCUUUCCACUCCUCUCCUCUUUUGACCUCACCCUCUCACCGUCCCCCCCUACUCACAAGGCAGGCAAUACGCUUGACCUCAUCUUCACUAGAUGCUGUUCUUCUACUAAUCUCACUGCAACUCCCCUCCAAGUCUCCGACCACUACUUUGUAUCCCUUUCUCUCUCCCUCUCCUCCAACACUACUCACUCUGCCCCUACACAGAUGGUAAUGCGCCGUCGCAACCUUCGCUCUCUCUCUCCCGCUACUCUCUCCUCUUCCAUCCAAUCAUCUCUUCCCUCUGCUCAAUCCUUCUCCCUCCAAUCUCCUGAUUCUGCCUCCUCAACCCUCCUCUCCUCCCUUUCUGCAUCCUUUGACUCUCUAUGUCCCCUGUCCUCCCCUCCAGCUCCGUGGCUUGAUGACUCAUUGCGAGCUCACAGAACAGGGCUCCGGGCAGCCGAGCGGAAAUGGAAGAAAACUAGACUCCCUGCGGACCUGGCAUUUUUUCACUCCCUCCUCUCUACAUUCUCUUCAUCUGUUUCUGCUGCUAAGGCCACUUUCUACCACUCUAAAUUCCAAGCAUCCGCCUCUAACCCUAGGAAGCUCUUUGCCACAUUCUCCUCCCUGCUGAAUCCCCCCCCCCCCACCCCCCUCCUCCCUCUCUGUGGAUGACUUCGUCAACCAUUUUGAAAAGAAGGUUGACGACAUCCGAUCCUCGUUUGUUAAGUCAAAUGACACUGCUGGUCCUGCUCACGCUGCCCUACCCUAUGCUUUGACUUCUUUCUCCCCUCUCUCUCCAGAUAAAAUCUUGCGACUUGUGACGGCAGGCCGCCCAACAACCUGCCCGCUUGACCCUAUCCCCUCCUCUCUUCUCCAGACCAUCUCCGGUGACCUUCUCCCUUACCUCACCUCGCUGAUCAACUCAUCCUUGACCGCUGGCUAUGUCCCUUCCGUCUUCAAGAGAGCGAGAGUUGCACCCCUUCUCAAAAAACCAACACUCGAUCCCUCUGAUGUCAACAACUACAGACCAGUAUCCCUUCUUUCUUUUCUCUCCAAAACUAUUGAGCGUGCCGUCUUUAGCCAACUCUCUUGCUAUCUCUCUCAGAAUGACCUUCUUGAUCCAAACCAGUCAGGUUUCAAGACUGGUCAUUCAACUGAGACUGCUCUUCUCUGUGUCACGGAGGCUCUCCGCACUGCUAAAGCUAACUCUCUCUCCUCUGCUCUUGUCCUUCUAGACCUGUCUGCUGCCUUUGAUACUGUGAACCAUCAGAUCCUCCUCUCCACCCUCUCCGAGCUGGGCAUCUCCGGCGCGGCUCACUCUUGGAUUGCGUCCUACCUGACCGGUCGCUCCUACCAAGUGGCGUGGCGAGAAGCUGUCUCCGCACCACGUGCUCUCACCACUGGUGUCCCCCAGGGCUCAGUUCUAGGCCCUCUUCUAUUCUCGCUAUACACCAAGUCACUUGGCACUGUCAUAUCCUCACAUGGCCUCUCCUAUCAUUGCUACGCUGACGACACACAACUAAUCUUCUCCUUUCCCCCUUCUGAUAACCAGGUGGCGAAUCGCAUCUCUGCAUGUCUGGCAGACAUAUCAGUAUGGAUGACGGAUCACCACCUCAAGCUGAACCUCGGCAAGACGGAGCUGCUCUUCCUCCCGGGGAAGGACUGCCCGUUCCAUGAUCUCGCCAUCACGGUUGACAACUCCGUUGUGUCCUCGUCCCAGAGUGCGAAGAGCCUUGGCGUGACCCUGGACAACACCCUGUCGUUCUCCGCUAACAUCAAGGCGGUGACCCGAUCCUGUAGGUUCAUGCUCUACAACAUUCGGAGAGUACGACCCUGCCUUACACAGGAAGCGGCACAGGUCCUAAUCCAGGCACUUGUCAUCUCCCGUCUGGAUUACUGCAACUCGCUGUUGGCUGGGCUCCCUGCCUGUGCCAUUAAACCCCUACAACUCAUCCAGAAUGCCGCAGCCCGUCUGGUGUUCAACCUUCCCAAGUUCUCUCACGUCACCCCGCUCCUCCACACACUCCACUGGCUUCCAGUUGAAGCUCGCAUCUGCUACAAGACCAUGGUGCUUGCCUACGGAGCUGUGAGGGGAACGGCACCUCCGUACCUUCAGGCUCUGAUCAGUCCCUACACCCAAACGAGGGCACUGCGUUCAUCCACCUCUGGCCUGCUGGCUCCCCUACCUCUGCGGAAGCAUAGUUCCCGCUCAGCCCAGUCAAAACUGUUCGCUGCUCUGGCACCCCAAUGGUGGAACAAGCUCCCUCACGACGCCAGGACAGCGGAGUCACUCACCACCUUCCGGAGACAUUUGAAACCCCACCUCUUUAAGGAAUACCUGGGAUAGGAUAAAGUAAUCCUUCUACCCCCCCCCCCCCCCUUUACUCCAACCCACCCCCCCCCCCCCCCAAAAAAAAAAAAAAAAAACAUUGUAAAGUGGUUAUCCCACUGGCUAUAAGGUGAAUGCACCUAUUUGUAAGUCGCUCUGGAUAAGAGCGUCUGCUAAAUGACGUAAAUGUAAAUGUAAUGUUCCAUGAACGCCUUCCAGACCUUGGACGUGAACUGGGGACCUCGGUCAGACACUAUAUCCUCUGGUACCCCGAAGUGCCGGAAGAUGUGUGUAAACAGGGCCUCCACAGUUUGUAGAGCCGUGGAAGAGACCGGGCAGAGGAAGGAGGCGGCAGGCUUUAGAAAAGCGGUCCACAACGACCAGGAUAGUGGUGUUACCUUGGGAGAGGGGAAGAUCAGUUAGAAAAUCAACACUUAGGUGAGACCAUGGUCGUUGUGGAACUGGUAAAGGUUGUAACUUACCAGCUGGGAGGUGCCUAUGUGCCUUACUCUGGGCGCACACUGAGCAGGAGGAGACAUACACCCUCACGUCCUUAGCCAAGGUAGGCCACCAGUAUUUUCCGGUCAGGCAGCGCACUCUACGGCCGAUACCUGGGUGACCAGAGGAGGGUGACGUGUGUGCCCAGUAGAUCAGACGAUCAUGGAUAAGAGCAGGCAUGUACUGUAGCCCAUCUGGACACUGUGGUGGAGAGGGAUCCGUGCAUAAUGCAUAAUGCGCCACAAUGCAGGAGGCCGGCAGUAUGGGGGUGUUGUUGCUGGGCCUCUCCUCUGUGUCAUACAGCCGGGACAGUGCGUCUGCCUUCACGUUCUUCGUACCUGGGAUGUAUGAUAGAGUGAAAUCAAACCGGGUGAAGAAUAGGGCCUGCCUGGCGAGGAUUCAGCCUUCUCGCUGCCUGGAUGUACUCCAGGUUAUGGUGGUCCGUCCAGACGAGGAAAGAGUGUUUCGCCCCCUCGAGCAAAUGCCUCCACCCUGUCAAGGCUCGGACAACAGCCAACAGCUUCUGAUCACCAACGCCGUAGUUCUGCUCCGCCGGGCUGAGCUUCUUCGAGAAGAACGUACAGGGGCGGAGCUUAGGUGGCUUACCUGAGCGUUGAGACAGGACAGCUCCUAUCCCAACCUCGGAAUCAUCCACCUCCACUACGAACGGUAGUGAUGAAUCGGGGUGGGCCAGUACAGUUUGCUGAAGGCCAGGUCAGCCUAAGCAGACCAGCGGAGCCGGGACGGCCCACCCUUCAACAGGGAGGUAAUGGGAGCUGCGACCUUGCCAAAAGCCAAGGAAGCACUGCACCUCCUUAACCGUGGUUGUAGUCUGCCAAUUACGCACGUCUGAAAUGCGAUCUCCCUCCAUCUCCACACCUGAGGUGGUAAUGCGGUAUCCGAGGAAGGAGACAGACUGCUGGAAAAACAUACACUUCUCUGCCUUAGCAUAAAGGUAAUUUUCCGACAGUCGGGCCAGCACCUUGCGAACCAGGGACACAUGCUCGGCGCGCGUAGCGGAAUACACCAGGAUGUAAUCGAUGUAGACCACUACACCGCGACCAAGCAUGUCCCGAAACACCUCAUUCACAAAGGACUGGCAAAACUGAGGGAGCAUUCAUCAAACCACAGGACAUCACCAGGUAUUCAUAAUGCCCUGUGGUUGUGCUGAAUGCUGUCUUCCACUCAUCUCCCUCUCGGAUACGUACCAGGUUGUACGCACUCCUGAGAUCUAAUUUGGUGAAGAAGUGCGCCCCAUGCAUUGAUUCAAUCACUGAAGGAAUGAGGGGGAGAGGAUAACUAAAUCUUAUCGUCUCCCUGUUCAGUGGUCAAUAAUCAAUGCACGGGCGCAGACCUCCGUCCUUCUUCACAAAGAAGAAACUCGAGGAGGCAGGUGAAGUGGAGGGACGUAUACAUCCGCCUCAAUGAGAUCAAGGAGAAGAAUCUCAGGGAGCUCAAGUAAGUACAGGGACUGGGUGGGGACUAGCUAUUUACAGGGACAAGGUGGUACGUAGAAUUGAGGGGAACUGAGAGGAUAUUACAUGAAAGCAACAGUAAACCAGGUGGCUUUGUUUUGGAUGGUCAGGUUUAGAGUUUUGUAAUUCAUGUUUGAUCAUUUUACUUGUAGGGCUGCUGGACUUCCAGAGAAGUAUUGCAAUGAAGUGGAGAGAAGGGUGCAUGCUCUCCCUGCUCUGGCUCACUAGCAUGACUGACAUACUACAACACAACCCCUGAUCUUUAUCAAAGACUUCGCACUUUCUGACAGGGUAGAAAGGAGAAAAUAAUUGGUACAAGGUAGAAAUCUAGUCUAGCGCGUUUGUAUUAGUGAUCAUUAGAUAAUUUCUGAAUAAAGAUGACUGUAUACAUUAAACUAUGAAAGUUUUUAAUUGUACUGUAGGCGUGACCUGAAGUAGUGCACAUGAACUAUUCAACAACUGAUUGAAGUAAAAAUAAAAAUUGAUUAUUUGACUUAAAUGUGAUGUGAAAAUGCAAAUUCUGUUAUGCCAUGUCUUUUUUGUAGGAUAAAUAA
This is a messenger RNA of Coregonus sp. 'balchen', 8418 nucleotides long. The record is from the annotation of a GenBank genome assembly. Lineage: Eukaryota; Metazoa; Chordata; Actinopteri; Salmoniformes; Salmonidae.